This is a messenger RNA of Paramecium pentaurelia, 1606 nucleotides long. NCBI's taxonomy places the organism in Eukaryota, Ciliophora, Oligohymenophorea, Peniculida, Parameciidae. The record is from the annotation of a GenBank genome assembly.
AUGAAUUACGAAGCAUUACUUGAGGAACUAGGAUUGGAUGGUACUCCAUAAAAAUAAAUAAGCAAAUCACCAUAGAAUAAUACAAGAGCAAGUGAUAAUACUUACUUUACCAAAACACCUGAAACAAAACAAAAAAAAAUAAAAUUAAUAUUAAAUGUAAAUUUGAGUUCCAAUCAAGUGGAAUAGUUAAUGAUUUAUUAAGAUGAUGAUCCAAAGUUGAAAGUAUCAGAAUUUUGUCAUUUGCACUAAUUAGACAAGAAUGCAUAAAGUGUAUUAAUAAAAUAGAUCAACAGCAAUACAAAUAAUGAAAAUUAUCAAAGUUAACAUAAAUUACAAUAGUAAAACUAUUAUUCUAAACAAUUACAAUCAUAUUCAACAAAAGAGUCAGAAUAACCAGGGGAAAGACUUUAUCAAUUGGCUUAAAAGAAAAAAGAAUAAAGAGAAAAUCAAAUAAAAUAGUAUUAAACAGAAAAAUAAGAAUAAGAGUAAUAAUAAUUAUAAUCGACUCCUAAAUUAAGCAAGCAAACAAAAAUAUAUUUGGUAUAUAUUAAUUCAUUGACUAAUUUAAGGAAUAAGCAGGAUAUCGUAAGAAUGGUUAUAUGAGAGAGAAAGGAACUUUAAAGGACAAAUAAAUUUAAUAGGUAUUUUUGGAUGAAUAAGGGAAAGAGUAUAAUUUUGUACCUUAAAUAAAUGAAUUGUAAGAUAUCAAUAUUAUUGAUUAGAUCAAAAUAAAUGAGUCAUUAUAUUAGAGAGAAACAACAUUAUGAAAACGUAUUUGAUGAAUUAUAUGAAUAAGCAAGAAAUAAAAUGUACUCACAACCAGAAUAUGAUAUUCCUGAAUGUACUUUCAAGCCUUCAGUGAAUUAGAAUAUUAAGAUAGAUGAAGAUUUUUUAACUAGGAUGGAAAAGAAAUAGGAAGAAUAGAAAGAAAAAAGAGAAUUAAUUAAAAUGAAGUAUGAAAACGUUGACUUAAAAACUCGGCAAUUACUAUAUCGACCUAAAAUAUGUAGAAGUCCUUAUGCUUAAACAUAAUCAGAAAAACGUAUAUGAAUAGAUUAAAUCAUAAGCCAUUCAUGAGAAGCUUUAUUUAUAGUCCAAGUUAAAGUCAGAAAAAUUACAGUAAAUGUCUGAAUAAAAAAUCAUGGAGGAAAAAGAAUCAUAAAAUGUUAGAUUGAAAAAUGAAUUGUCAGAGGAUAUCGUAUUUCUUUAAAGAAAAAAGAUCCUAAAACAAUUAUUUAUUGAAAUGGAUUCAAAUAAAGAUGGUUAAAUAUAAUGUUCUUAUGAAGAAAUUAAUAAUCUAUCUCCUAAUAUUAUAUAAACUCUUUGGCCUGUAUUAAAAUUAUUAUAGGAAUAAAAACGAUCAUUAGAUUUUGAUGACUUUUUUGAAAAUGUUUAUGAAUAUUGUAUCAAUCUACCAUAAAUCUAAAAAGAUAUCAUUUUCAAGAAGUCUAAAAAUAAUUAUAUUACUAUGAAAGAUUAAGAUUAUACUUUCACUCCAAAGACUAAUAAAAAAUCUAAAUCCAUGAAUACAGUUCAUUAUCCUAGUUGUAAAUGUGAAAUAUGCUCAUAAAUUGCUAUUAUAUAAAGGCAAUUAAAUGAUUAAUGA